GACCGGAAACGUUUUCUCUAGAUUUUUUUUUCUCUCUCUCACGCCUACGAGCCCCCACGGGAAUAAACACCUCUUUCCUGGUACCCGCUCCUUCCUCAAAAUCUCCGUUCCUCCUAUUUUUCUCUCUUCUCUCCUCUCCUCCCCUCCCGUCUCCCUCUCCCAAAUUCGAUGGUGCAAUAGUCGCGUAGAGCUCCCCCGUGUUCUGCUUCGUCGCCGUCGCGUCGUGUUCGUCGUCGACGGUUGGUCUUGCUACCAUGGACGCCUCCGCUGGAGCCGGAUCCGGCAAUGCCCCUGGCACCGGGGGCUCCGGCGCCGGUGCCGGCGAGUCAUCCUGCUGCUAUUACGCCCUGCUCGGCAUCCGCAAGAAUGCCUCCGCCACAGACAUACGCGCCGCCUACCGAAAGCUCGCCAUGAAGUGGCACCCGGACCGCUGGGCGAGCGACCCUGCCGCGACGGGCGAGGCCAAGCGGCAAUUCCAGCGGAUCCAGGAGGCGUACUCCGUUCUGUCCGACAAGGGGAAGAAGGCCAUGUACGACGCCGGGCUCUUCGAUCCCCUCGACGACGACGACCAGGAUUUCUCAGAAUUCAUGCAGGAGAUGUUGGCGAUGAUGGACAGCGUGAAAAACGAGAAGCCGGACACCCUGGAAGACCUGCAGAAGAUGCUGGAAGACAUAGCCAACGGCGACGGCGGAAGCCGUGCUAGUUCCGGUGCUGGUGCUGGCGCUGGCACCGGUGGCGGCUGCGGGGGUCGCAUGCCGCCGGACGCCAACCGGAGGACGCGCGUUGCGCCGUACCCUCAGCCGUCGCGCAGGUGAUCGACGCGCCGGUGUACGAGAUGUGCACACCGCCGCGCUUUUAGAACAGAGCAAGCGCCUUGGAACCAAUAAGACAUUGGCAGAGCACAACUGUUUCCUCAAUCCCCUUCCUCAUCGGGGUUAUUACCUGUAGUUGUUUUUAGCUUUUUAGGUCCUCCCCUGUGACAAUUGUCGCCGUUGGUCGGUUGAUCAUGUUUACCUGGGUUGGUUGCUGUGAAGGCCGCGCCGGCCAAGAAACUGUGGAUGCGCGGCCGGAGAUUCCAUUAUCGUGUUCUUGCCUCAAUUUGUCUAUCCCUUGAACUGUUUCCCCAAUUGCCCUGGAAUUUACCAUUUUUUUCUCUUA
Molecule: messenger RNA, 1158 nt
Organism: Brachypodium distachyon (stiff brome)
Lineage: Eukaryota; Viridiplantae; Streptophyta; Magnoliopsida; Poales; Poaceae
Product: chaperone protein DnaJ
Exons: 5
Coding region: 255-815 (186 amino acids)
Source: RefSeq, a predicted model, not a curated record